Molecule: messenger RNA, 2701 nt
Organism: Zingiber officinale
Lineage: Eukaryota; Viridiplantae; Streptophyta; Magnoliopsida; Zingiberales; Zingiberaceae
Exons: 2
Coding region: 1184-2287 (367 amino acids)
Source: RefSeq, a predicted model, not a curated record
UAUAACCAAAGAAGAAAGAGCAGAGAACUCAAAAGUAGCCCACCUCUUUCUUCCUAGGAAAAUUAAUUGUGAAAGAAACCAGCAAGAUUCACAGAAAUCCGAGAAUUAAUGUGCCAAAUAGAUCUGAUUCAGUUUUAAUCGCAGAUUUCCUUCCACCUCCUCAAGAAUUGUCGUAAGUUCAAGGAAAGAACGAUCUAAAGAAAGAGAACAAUCAGUAGGAAGAGGAAUUUGAUUACAGAUUACCUCAAAGGCCAUCCCCAAACCCGCUGUAACAUCCAGACCUCUUUAAUUUUGUGCAAUUUGUUGUUGUUUUUUCUCGUGAUUUAUUCCCCUUCUUCACAGAUUUUUUUUUUUUUUUUUGUGUGUGUGGGCGUUCUAAGCUAAUCGAUCGUUGUCGAAAAGUCCCUUUUCCCCCGUUUUUUUUUUUUUUGGAUUUCGUACAUAGAUCGGUUUCUUGAUAACCGAUCUGAAACAUUUCUUUUUUUGCAAGAUGAAUCCUGGCCCUGUACUCGGGAAUCUUGGUGGUUCUAAGCCAUUUAGGGUUUGGUUUGGUUUCGAAGAAAUCGGACCAGAGAGAUGGAUGAGCUUGAGAUGUCUGGGUUUGGGAAAAGAAUCGGUUUGGUGUAGUACCUGCUACCUAGAUCUGGGGAUAGAUUCUUAGCUUCCCUUGCCUUUAGGAAACAGAAACCCUUUCGUCCUCUUUUGCUUUCAGGGGAAAGAAGACUUUCAGAGCCUUUCAUUGCCUUCACUGUGAUUUUUUGCGCAUGGUAGGUCCGUAUACAUUUUGUUUGCAUGUUACAUCUCCUCGACCAGGUUCACCUUCAAUUGAUAGAAGGCAUUAUUCUUGUCGACUUAUAGUUCUUUAUUUUCUGGUUGGCAAUUGUUGGAAUGUGUUAAGUAUGAUAGUUGCCCUUUUCCACAAUUUAAGUGCAGGCCUAGGACUUGUUCGUGAAUUGUGGAGUAUUACUUAGUCUGUUUGUGAUUGAUUUCAAGGCUGUAAUUUCUGCAAUCUCUAUAGAGCAUUGGAUAUUGUUGACUUUGCUCUUGUUUGUGGAUUCUACCAUAAUAUAAUCCUCUUGCUACUAGUGACCAAGAUUUUUGUAUUGUUGGACAAUUUAAUAUAGUUUGGAAAACAAAGCUAGCUCGUGUGUGGAGCUCAAGUGGAAGUUUCUUUCCUGGAAGUAUGCUGAAGAUGACAGAAAUAAAAGGAAGCAGUACAAGUACAAUAGAUAUUGCUGUUUCACACAAGGAAUUGGACGAGAUUUCAUGCUCCAUUUGUAUGGAAUAUCCCCAUAAUGCUGUCCUCCUCUUGUGCAGUUCUUAUGAAAAAGGCUGCAGAUCUUACAUUUGUGAUACAAGUUACAGGCAUUCCAAUUGUCUGGACCGAUUCAAAAAACUUCAAGUGGACAGCAACAAGAUAUCUUCUGAACCUAGAUCUUCAGCCCUGGACAGUUCUCAUGUUAGAAAUGUUGGCCAAAAUAUUUCUCGUCUGGUGUUACCACGACCUGUGUUAAUAAGAAACUUGGUUGAAACAGAUGGUCGAAGUAAUUUGGUAGCAAGUGCUGAAGGUGUCUCUGCCGAUACACUUGGAGAAAAUAGUAAUAGCCAAGAACAUGAGGCAUUUACAGAAGCUCGAGGUGAAGAGCAGACUCAACCCGAGGAGUCUGGAGGUAGUGAUGCUGCAGAAACUUCUCUAAAAUGCCCUCUUUGUCGAGGUGUUGUUAUGGAUUGGAUGAUUGUGAAGGAAGCAAGAGAGUUUCUCAACCUAAAACCAAGGAGUUGCUCUAGGGAUUCUUGCUCUUUUUCUGGCAACUAUAAGGAGCUUCGUCGACAUGCCAGGAGAAUCCACCCUGCCACUAGGCCUGCUGAUAUUGACCCAUCACGUCAGCGAGCAUGGCGUCGUCUGGAACAUCAACGGGAAUAUGGUGAUAUUGUCAGUGCUAUCAGAUCAGCAAUGCCUGGUGCAAUCGUGCUUGGUGACUACGUCAUCGACAGUGGAAAUGGACUAUCUCAUGAUAGGGAACACAACAGCUCGGGCGAGGAUGCUGGAUCAUGGUGGACAACAUUCUUUCUUUUCCAUAUGAUCAACAACCCAGUUGAGUCCCUCGAUGAGCCUAGGGGUUCAUUGAGAGCAUGGCGCACACAUCGGCGUUCAGGGCACCGCAACCUCUGGGGCGAGAACCUGCGGGGCAUGCAAGAUGACGACGAAGAUAACAUAGAUGAUAUUCCAAUACCAAGGAGGCGUAGGAGGUUCGUAAGAGCCAGGCCUGAAGAGGAGCAGCCAUAAGAUAUUACCCUUUCCUGGUAAUCAUAAACUGCCGGGAUUUACCUGAAUGUUACUUUUCCAAUGGUUUGUCGGUAAAUUCCGAGUCUGAGCUGAUGAAACUGCUUUUGUCUGAAAUAUCAUCUCAUACUUUGAGGCUGUUGCAGUUCGCUGGAGUAUGGAAUUGUGAAGCCCCAAAGGAAUUGACGUCGGAAACUGGAAUGGCUGGUGCGAAAUGGUUCUCUUUAGGUAAUGAACUAUAUUUCCUACUCUAACAGGAUGUUCUUGGGAAUCAUGAAAACUGGAAUGCUAGCUUGCUUGCUCUUGUUGUUGGUUGUCAAAAUUUGAUGUGUUGGUGAAACAUUAAUCCCUGGCGUUUACAAAUUGUACAUGGUUUAAUUCUCUCGUUAAAUUCAUCUCAAACUAGGUUUGGAAGGA